Molecule: messenger RNA, 959 nt
Organism: Microbotryum saponariae
Lineage: Eukaryota; Fungi; Basidiomycota; Microbotryomycetes; Microbotryales; Microbotryaceae
Source: the annotation of a GenBank genome assembly
AUGGAGACCGGCGAGACCGGCCCACCCCCACCAUCGGCGUCCGCGGCGACGAGCGUCCCGAUUGGGACAAAGGAGACGCAAGUCCCUAUCGCCGCCGCGACCUACGCCACCGCCGCGAUUCAAAAGACCAAGCAGACUCCCGAGCAGCAGACCCAACAACAACACCGUGCCAAGGCUUUGACCCAAAUGUUCGAAGUCAUGGGUGCUGUACCGGGCAAUCGCACCGACCGGUGGUUGCAAGCCACCUUCGCCACCGACGAGUACCCUGUCGCUACCGCUACAUCGCUCAAGUAUUCGGCUCUCAACGCCAAUCGAUCCAUUCGAAACAUCUUCGACUUUGCUCUCGACGUCACUUUGACCGUCCAAGGCGCCUCGAAGGCCUCUCCCGCGGACAAGGCCGAUCUGCUCGGUUGCGUCACGAGACUGCUCUCCCCGCAAUCGCCCCUGUGCUUCGACGCCGAGGUCACCCUUCCCGAGCACCUUGCGGCGUUUGCGCCCCAGAUUAGGGGUAUCCAACACUCGUCUUUCGUCAGGGCCGGUGUGGUCAACCACCGUAUCUCCGUGGGAUUCGUUUCGGCGAAGGCACGUGACUCGGCGCUUACGGCCCCACUGGCGCUUACUUGGCACUCUGCAAAGGCUCACUUCGCAAAGGCCCACCACUUCUACCACAACAUGGUCGAGCUGCGUAUCAACGUCGGUGUCGCAGCGGUCCCAUCCAGGGAUGCCAUUGUUGACUCUUUUAAAUCACGCUUUUUUUUUUUUUUUUUUUUUUUUUUUUUUUUACUGGGGCUCAUAAAUUGCAAUCCUUCGGGUUGGCUGGGACCGCUACAAAAAGAGCUAAAAGAGGUUAUAAAGCAACGACGGCAAGCAAUUGGGUGAAAGUCAAACCCCUGCGCGCAAAGAGCGCUGCGCAGAUCAAAACCCGCCGAGCACCUAACGCGGACUCCAACGGGCGGUGA